AAACGAAAUGCUCUGAAACCGUCGUUUUUCUAUACAGAGUCCGCUGUGCACACCACCACAAGCCACCGCCGCUACUUCCCCAAUCUAUCGCACACCAGUUCCUCCCCGAGUCUCUCAUUCGUCACACUCUAUACCUCUCAAAGAUCUCUCAAUCUCGGGUUCUAAGGCUUCUCGGAAUAUGUAACAAGCACAGUGUGAUGGGUUUGAUUUAGGACCAUGACGAAGUGCUUUAUGAAUGCCAAAAAGUGAUUUCAGCAGCUUAUGGUUCUGUUGUUAAUUUAGCUAGGCCAUCACAUUAACCGAAGCCCAAAUAUGCAAAUAGCUUCACAUUGUUACUCAGCUUUUUACCUUUCAAACAGAAGUUGCGUAAAACACAACAGGUGUAUGAAGAUUAAUGUCCCAAAUACAGGUUCACUGCAAUUAAAUGCAAGAGUUUCAUCUUGUAAAUUUCAAGGACCUGCUCGAGAAACUAGAUUGUUUGCAGUUCCCAACACAGAUGAUGGUCAUUUGACUAGUGCAAUAGUGGAAGAAGAUACAAUUCUGAGCAAAGAGCAAGGUUUGGAAACAAAUUCAUUCUUAAGUAAUUGGUCGCCUCCACAGUACCUUUGGAGGGGAUUAUCAGUUCUUGUGUUGGCGGGCCAAGUAAUCACUAGGAUAUUAAAAGGGAAAGUGCACUGGAGAAACACUCUUCAACAGCUCGAGAGAGUUGGUCCACGUUCAAUUGGGGUCUGUCUUUUGACUGCAGCUUUUGUUGGUAUGGCAUUUACUAUCCAAUUUGUUAGAGAAUUUACUAGAUUGGGUUUGAAUAGAUCUGUUGGUGGCGUCUUGGCUCUGGCAUUUUCUAGGGAGCUUAGUCCUGUAGUGACAUCAAUUGUGGUUGCUGGGAGAAUUGGAAGUGCAUUUGCAGCAGAAUUGGGGACAAUGCAGGUCUCUGAGCAAACUGACACACUGAGAGUUCUUGGUUCCGACCCUGUUGAUUACUUGGUCACCCCCAGAGUAAUUGCUUCCUGUGUUGCACUACCAUUUUUGACAUUGAUGUGUUUCACUCUGGGGAUGGCAUCAAGUGCCCUACUUUCCGAUGGUGUUUAUGGAAUCAGCAUUAACAUUAUCUUGGAUUCAGCCCAGAGAGCUCUAAGGUCAUGGGAUAUAGUCAGUGCAAUGAUCAAAUCACAAGUUUUUGGUGCCAUUAUAUCUAUUGUGAGCUGUGCCUGGGGUGUCACCACUUCGGGAGGCGCAAAAGGUGUUGGGGAGUCGACAACUUCAGCUGUUGUUAUCUCCCUCGUUGGUAUCUUUAUUGCUGACUUUGCUCUCUCUUAUAUCUUCUUCCAAGGAGCUGGAGAUUCCUUAAAGAAUUGUGUUUGAUGAAUUCUAUCCUACCAGUCAGUUUGUGAUGUUUAAUUACAAUCUUUCUUAUUGGUUUUAAAGGUAGCAGCACUUAAAAGAGUUUGAGUAAUAUAGCCUUCUGCAUAUAAAUUUGAAAUUUGCCUCAAUUUUAGGGGGUAGGGCAAGGCAGGUGGAUGGAGUGAUUCAGAAUUAUAGCUGUAGUAUUAGUAUAAACUCACUUUAUGUAUAAAAAUACAGGGGUUCAUUAUGGAAUUGUUCUAUGCAAAAGUUUAGAUUUCAGUUUUUUU
This is a messenger RNA of Mangifera indica (mango), 1631 nucleotides long. Its product is annotated as protein TRIGALACTOSYLDIACYLGLYCEROL 1, chloroplastic. Gene Ontology annotation, cellular component: ATP-binding cassette (ABC) transporter complex. The record is from RefSeq and is a predicted model, not a curated record. The transcript has 4 exons. Gene Ontology annotation, biological process: phospholipid transport. NCBI's taxonomy places the organism in Eukaryota, Viridiplantae, Streptophyta, Magnoliopsida, Sapindales, Anacardiaceae. The coding region runs from base 313 to 1362 and encodes 349 amino acids.